AAAAAGAAAAAGGAAAAAACAAUCGCCCCACCCCUCUCUUACACAGACACUCUUCACUCUUUCACCAUCACUCUGGCUGGCGUUAGGGUUUUAGCUAAGCAAAAAGCACUAAACAAUCGAUUGAUUAAUCGUAUAAUAUAUAAUAAAUCCGCAUAGGCAAUCUCUCAUACUAAGCGAUUCUAUGUGAUAGUAUAAACACCCAAAAAUAGAGAAACUGUUUGGUUCUGCUGGUAUCCUGUAAGCUGAAAGAUCCUUUAAGAGUUCUGCAUAGAUGGCGAAUUUAACCUUAACAGGCAUACUUGAAAAGAUGACAGGGAAAGACAAGGAUUAUAGAUACAUGGCAACUUCUGAUUUGCUUAAUGAAUUAAACAGAGAGGGCUUCAAACUUGAUGUUGACCUUGAAGUAAAGUUGUCUAAUGUUGUUAUCCAGCAACUUGAUGAUGCUGCAGGCGAUGUUUCUGGAUUAGCUGUAAAAUGUCUUGCUCCAUUGGUGAAGAAAAUUCAUGAGCAGCAGAUUCUUGAGAUGGCUAAUAAGCUUUGUGAUAAAUUACUGAAUGGGAAAGAACAACAUCGUGACAUUUCAAGUAUUGCUUUGAAGACAAUUGUUUCUGAAGUUCCUACCUCAUCCAUUGCACAAUCUAUACUUGUAUCCAUAUCUCCGAAGUUGAUAAGAGGAAUAACUUCCCAGGGAAUGUCCACUGAAAUCAAGUGCGAAUGCCUCGAUAUAUUGUGUGAUGUUCUUCAUAAAUAUGGAAAUUUAAUGGCAUCAGAUCACGAGGUAUUAUUAGGUGCAUUGUUGCCCCAGCUGAGUUCCAAUCAUGCCAGUGUCAGGAAGAAGGCUGUUUCAUGUGUAGCGUCCCUUGCUUCAAGCUUGUCAGAUGAUUUACUGGCAAAAGCUACAGUUGAAGUUGUUCGGCUUUUGAGAAAUAAGGCCAUAAAACCAGAUAUUACACGCACAAACAUUCAGAUGAUUGGGGCUUUAAGUCGUGCUGUUGGCUAUCGUUUUGGUGCCCAUCUUGGAGAUACUGUUCCAAUAUUAAUUAGCUACUGUACACAUGCAUCGGAGAAUGAUGAAGAGCUUCGUGAGUAUAGUUUGCAGGCUCUUGAGAGCUUUCUGCUGCGGUGUUCCAGGGAUAUUUCUCCCUAUUGUAACGACAUCUUACAUCUUACUUUGGAAUAUCUUAGCUAUGAUCCUAAUUUUACUGAUAACAUGGAGGAAGAUACAGAUGAUGAGAGUUAUGUGGUGGAGGAGGAUGACGAGAGUGCUAAUGAAUACACUGAUGACGAAGACGCGAGCUGGAAGGUCCGCAGAGCUGCUGCCAAAUGCUUAGCAGCCUUGAUUGUUACCCGCCCGGAGUUGCUAUCAAGGCUAUACGAAGAGGCUUGCCCAAAGUUGAUUGAUAGGUUUAAAGAAAGGGAAGAAAAUGUCAAGAUGGAUGUGUUUAAUACCUUCAUUGAGUUGCUGCGACAAACGGGAAAUGUGACUAAAGGACAGACAGAUUUUGACGAAUCAAGGCAAGAAUAUGGUUCUUCCAUAUUGCAAUAUAGUUUUGGAGAUGCACUUUCUAAUAGCUGUUUAUGUAAGUUUUGUUUUGGGAUACCAGUUAGGUUGGUUUACAUCUUUAACUGUUCAUACCUUAUAAUUUUUCUUCCCCAGGCUUUUGCUGUCAUUGCUGCAUCUCCAUUGCACCUGGAUCUAUCAUGCGUUUUAGAGCAUGUAAUUUCUGAGUUAACUGCAUUUCUAAGGAAGGCUAAUCGAGCUUUGAGACAGGCGACGCUGGGAACUCUAAAUACUUUGAUUGUUGCCUAUGGUGAUAAAAUAGGUUCUUCCGCUUAUGAAGUGAUUGUUGUGGAACUUUCAACUCUAAUAAGUGACUCAGACUUGCAUAUGACUGCUCUGGCAUUGGAACUGUGCUGUACCUUGAUGGCCGACAGUAGAUCAGGUCCAAAUGUUGGUUUGACCGUCAGAAACAAAGUUCUUCCACAGGCAUUGACUCUAGUGAGAAGCUCAUUGCUGCAGGGGCAAGCACUUCUGGCGCUGCAGAAUUUUUUCCGUGCCUUGGUUUACUCAGCAAAUACUAGCUUUGAUGUGCUGCUAGACUCCCUUCUUUCAACUGCAAAAUCAUCUGCCCAGUCUGGCGGUGUUGCAAAACAGGCUUUAUUUUCCAUUGCUCAAUGUGUGGCAGUUCUCUGCCUUGCUGCAGGUGAUAAAAAAUGUUCAUCUACUGUAAAUAUGCUCACAGAUAUCCUGAAAGCCGAUGGUACUACCAAUUCGGCCAAGCAACAUCUUUCCUUGCUGUGUUUGGGGGAGAUUGGGAGGAGAAAAGAUUUGAGUUCACAUACCCAUAUAGAGAAUAUCGUUAUCGAAUCUUUCCAGUCACCAUUUGAGGAGAUAAAAUCUGCUGCUUCUUAUGCUUUAGGAAAUAUUGCUGUUGGAAAUCUAUCAAAAUAUUUACCCUUUAUAUUGGACAAAAUUGAUAAUCAGCAGAAGAAGCAAUAUCUAUUGCUCCAUUCCCUGAAGGAGGUCAUAGUGAGACAAUCCGUGGAUAAAGCUGAAUUUGAUGAUUCCAGUGUUGAGAAGAUCACUAAUUUACUCUUUAACCACUGUGAGAGCGAGGAAGAGGGAGUUCGCAAUGUGGUUGCCGAAUGUCUAGGAAAAAUUGCCCUAAUUGAACCAGGAAAACUUGUUCCAGCACUAAAGGAGAGAACAACCAGUGCUGCUGGAUUCACCCGAGCAACAGUUGUAAUUGCGGUUAAGUAUUCUAUAGUUGAGCGGCAGGAGAAGAUAGAUGAGAUUUUGUACCCUGAAAUCUCAUCUUUCUUGAUGCUUAUCAAGGAUCAUGAUCAGCAUGUAAGGCGUGCCGCUGUAUUAGCCUUGAGUACCGCGGCCCAUAAUAAGCCAAACCUCAUAAAGAGCCUGCUUCCAGAGGUUUUGCCUCUUCUGUACGACCAGACAGUAAUUAAGGUAAUCUCCUUGCAUUUCACUAAUAAUCUUUCCCUUAGAACGAGAUUUUUUGGGUACAAAAGUAAGAAAUUGCAGGACAAUUUGAUUUCUUUCUCCCUCCUCUACAUUUGCAGUGGAGGAGACUGCAGCCACAAAUUUAAGAACCUCAUGGUUGAAAUUUCCAAGUCCCAAUCAAUGUGGGAGAAAUACUCUUCCAUUCGGAAUGAGUAAAGUUGUCUCAGCCCACAUUUCCUGUUGUUGCCAACGAACCUCAGAAACCAGCUUUUUUUCCCCAUAUUCUUAUGGGACGAGAGUAUUCUAUACAGAGGAAAAGGUUAUAGGCCUCGCGAAGGGGAGUGAUAAUUAAAUUAGAUGCCAGCUUGUGAGCCUGUAAAAAAGACUAUACAGUAAACUGGAUUGUUCCCCAAAACUCAUUUCCUGCAUCUUAUAGCAAUGACUUUUAUUAGAUAUUAUUUGUCAUGUGGUUGAUAUUUUGUAAUUGCUUUGUCGUGAAAGAAUGUUGAGUUUUUAUUUAUUUUA
Molecule: messenger RNA, 3484 nt
Organism: Olea europaea var. sylvestris
Lineage: Eukaryota; Viridiplantae; Streptophyta; Magnoliopsida; Lamiales; Oleaceae
Product: cullin-associated NEDD8-dissociated protein 1-like
Exons: 21
Coding region: 272-3175 (967 amino acids)
Biological process (GO): SCF complex assembly; protein ubiquitination
Cellular component (GO): nucleus
Source: RefSeq, a predicted model, not a curated record